Messenger RNA from Anolis sagrei ordinatus, 3561 nucleotides. RefSeq names its product leucine-rich repeat-containing protein 15-like. NCBI's taxonomy places the organism in Eukaryota, Metazoa, Chordata, Lepidosauria, Squamata, Anolidae. Gene Ontology annotation, molecular function: protein binding. Gene Ontology annotation, cellular component: extracellular matrix. The record is from RefSeq and is a predicted model, not a curated record.
GGGGGGGGGGCUGCGCUCUGCGUAUCUUCCCAGGGGAGGAGAAGGAUGGUCCCCAAAGAUAAGCCUCCAGGGACUCAGUCACUUGUACGGAGGACACCUGGGCAGGUCUCCUACCAGCCUCCAUGGACUGAGAGGGUCAAGAGAGAGGUCCAAACGGAGCAAAGCCAGGGGGGCUCUGUGGUGAGAGAUGCUUGUUCUUCCUUCGUUCCUUCCUUCCAAAAUGUUGCCCAGGACCAUCCUCUUCUUCCUCCUUCUUCUCUUCCUCCUCUUUGCCAUUAGCAAAGGCCAGACUCCUUGCAGUGGAACCGGGACACAUGACUGCCCAAAGCCUGGCGAAGAUGUCUACACCAAAACCAGGGACAUCACGGAGAUCCCCAAGACCCCCGACCCCAGCAUUACGAAGAUGUUCUUUGUGCAAACCAGCCUCACUGAAAUCCCUGCGGGAGCCUUCCGAAGCAGGCCCAACCUGGUGACCCUGGAGUUCAUAGACAACAAGAUCCGGACAGUCGAGGCCGGAGCCUUUGACGGCCUGGAGAAACUGGAGGAAAUGGAAAUGUCCGGGGCCCAGUUGGGGAGUUUGCCCGUUGGCACCUUCCGGGACCUGCCUCACUUGAAGAAGCUCAACCUGAAGAACUCCCAAAUCACCUGGUUGGAGAAGGGUCUCUUUGACCACCUUGGAAACCUGGAGGAGAUGUACCUGCACAUGAACAGGAUCCCUUCCCUUCCUGACGGGGUCUUUGAUGAGCUUCCAAAACUCAGCUAUCUACACUUGGCCGACAACAGAAUUUCCAGGAUCCUGAGGGACACCUUCAGGCCCCUGACCCAGUUGAAGACCCUUCGGUUGCACAGGAACCAGCUCAGCAGCCUCUCAGAGGGAAGCCUGGACAGCCAGCAUAGCUUGACCGAGCUCAACCUCGCCAGCAACAAGAUCCGGACCCUACCGCCCAAUCUGCUGAGGAACCUGUCCAACCUGGGCAAGCUUUUCCUGGAGAAGAACCAGAUCGAGGUUCUCCCCAAUGGGACAUUCUCCGGGUUGAGGAAGCUGCAGCUGCUGAACCUGGCUUCCAACCAGCUGAAAGCACUCCCUGAUCAGAUGUUUGGAGAGAUGCCUCAGCUCUCUGAGCUCGACCUGAGCAAGAAUUGGAUUUCUUCUGUGGAGGGCCUGGUGCCGUCUUCUCUGCCACAGGUGGCUACCCUCAGGCUCAACCAGAACCGUCUGGAGAACGUCCCUGAAGGUCUCUUUGACAACUUUGGGAAGCUGACCUCGGUGUAUCUUGGUGAGAACCCAUGGCGGUGUGACUGCCACCUUCGCCCCUUCCUCCAGUGGAUCAGUGGUCAUCCCAAAAAAGUGAAGGAUGCCUCCAAGGUAACGUGUGUGAGCCCUGAUGAUCUUGCUGGGAAAGCGGUCAGAUCUCUGACGGAGGAACAACUGAUCUGCCUGACCACCAGCCCCCCUUCCACCACCAUGGGCACCACGAAAUUGACCACUGCCACUACCAACAGAAAAGCCACCACCCUUCCAGCUGCCACUGAGAAAUUCUCCACAACCUAUGUUACUACAAUCACCAUCCCCAAGACUACUCCUGCCAAAGCUCCCACCACAACCUCCGAAAUCCCCACCAGCCCAGGGGUAUCUGCCACAACUCCAAGGAUUGUUCUCACCUCAGAAAGUCCCACUGAAACCUCACAGAUCGUGACCACCAGUAGGACCUCUCCUGAUACCACCAGCAGCAGGAGAGAAACACCAACUCCACAGAUAAUCACCACUCACUCAGCUAUGUCCACAGAGACACAGCCUCAGACCACUGUGGAGGCUUCAAGUACAACCUCUGCAUCCAUCACAACCAGAACCACAACCCCUACAGUGGCCUGGAUGGUCAGUGAGACUUCCUCUGCCACCUUCGAAAUCAGCGCUUCAGUCAAGAAACACUCCAAAACCACCACUGAGAUUUCUGAUGUAGCCUCUGAGUCCAUCACAACUACAACUCCCCAAAUUACGUCAACCACAACCAAUGUCCCAUCUACAACCCCUCGAGUCACAAGCAUAAGGAAUAUCCAAGGCACAGUCAAUGAGUUCACCGUAGGUCAGACUUGGAUGCCAUGGAUGACCACAGGAGCAUUUCUUGGCACCAGCCCCUCAACUACCACCAUGCAGGUUGUCACCAAGGCCACCACAGCACCUACAGUGGCCUCCGAUGCCCCCACAAGUAUCCCUGAAAUGACCAGCACAUCUCCAUCACGCAAGACCUCCCAAGGUGAGACCUUAUCUCCUGUAGGCACAACUGCAAUGUUCUCCAACACCAGUUCUCUCAUUCACUGUCCCUCUAAACCCUCCUCCACACCUGCAGCACAAAGCCCCUCCCAGACCCCCACCCUACAUGCUUCAGUGGCCACACUGGCAGGUACUUCUCCCCUUAUGGACACGACCACAAUGCCCUCCCCUCACUCCACAUCCAACAGCACUUGGAGCUUCCCCGUUUCCCCCUUCCCAGCGGCAGGGACUUCUCCCCAAAGCUUUGGUGUCUCUGGGCCUCGAUCCCAGAGCCAGGGCUGGGGCUUCUUCCUGAGCAGCAAUUACCAUUACUGCCGAGUGGCGUGUGUGAUGUACUCCACCAUGCUGUGCAUUGAAGUCUGCUGCACGGCAGCCUUGGCCACAUUUGUGUACACACUGCGCAAGGCCACAAGCAUCCAAGAGGCCCCGGUGGGUUCUGUGAGGCUGGUGGACAUCAGGCGCAGGAAGGAGAAGCUCUGAAGGGCUGCAGGGAGCAGGAAAGGCAGCUCCUUCGCCUCCCUGGCCACAUCACAGGUUGCCAUCCUAGGAACACCCAGUGCUCUGGCCGCUGCCCACUCCUAGCUAUUCUUGGCCAUGUCCUCUUGAGCUGGAGGGGCGGCUCUCACAGGAUGUGGAUGACAGGGACGCAUUUCACUGCAAAGUGCCCACACAGGCGCCCCAGGAACCGUCUGGAGUCUAGGACAGGGGCCGUGAAGAUCCACUGGUUGCGGAUCCAUCUGAACCUAGGGAUGUUUUCUUCCUUACUGGGUCUGGGGGAUGCUCUGAGGGGCGGCAGCAGGACCAGGUCCAAUCGGGGCCAGUGCUAGGGCCAAGGCUGGACACAGCAACAAAGGGAUUGUGCGUGUUCCCAUGGGAGCGGCGUGGCUUCUUCUCCAGGGGAGGUGCCUGUUUGCUUCCCGGGAAAGCUACAUUUCUGAGUUUGGCAAUGCGUCAGCACUCGCCCGGUCCUCACAGGUGCUCCACAUAUUUCGUCUCAAGUUCUGCUCUGCAUAGAACAUGCAACGAUUGGUUUCAGCAGAUUUUAUGGCUCAUUCAGGAAUUUCCAGUGAGUUAUUUUAAUACGCUGUUUCUGGCUAGAUUGAGGCUGCAGCGCCCAUUGAGGGUUUGGUGGACGCCCCAACCUCCAGUUGCAUUUUCAUGCCUUCGAUUCCCUUAUUGCCCUGAGAUGCUAUGCUAACGUUUGUGAAUUGUUCCAGGUUCUUCUUUCUUUGUUCCUCCUGUCAUAAUAAACGUGUUCUCGUCAGAAAAUAAUAACCCCCGUUAACAUU